This is a messenger RNA of Ictalurus punctatus (channel catfish), 1336 nucleotides long. It is a transcript of the gene tmem192, whose product is annotated as transmembrane protein 192. Gene Ontology annotation, cellular component: late endosome; lysosomal membrane. The record is from RefSeq and is marked provisional. NCBI's taxonomy places the organism in Eukaryota, Metazoa, Chordata, Actinopteri, Siluriformes, Ictaluridae.
GUGACAAAAGUAUGGACUCAAAGCGACUCCUGGUAAAUACGAAUAAACGAAACACAGAUCUCACCCAAAGCAUCGAGGACGACCCUUUGAUUGAUGGGCCGCUCAUAUCCAGGAACGCUUUGGAGUCGACCAUCAAGAAAGAGUUUCAGAAACUACCCACUACGUGGGGAGCCGUUUUACUGACCGUGUUACAUGUGGCGUAUGUGAGCGUGUGCACGGCCCUGGCUGCGGUGUGUUGGUUAACCGACGCUCACUCUGCGGAGUGCACAGCCGCAUUAAGCGGGGUGGAGUCGAGGACCCUGGUGUUGCUCUUGAAGGUGGGCCUAUGGAUACUGGUCUUUUUCUUUGAGAGAUGUGUGCAGUAUCACCACAGCGCAGUGAGGCAGAGAGGAUACCUGCAGUUUUACAGAAAAACCGCGAAGCUCAAGCACCUGCCAUUACUCGUACACUCAGCAGGUAACGCUGCAGUGCUGAUGGUAAUCGCGCUCUCCUCUAUGUUGGAUAACAAAGUGAAGAAUCUUUCCGUGUAUCUGCUGCUCGGCAUCAUCUGCGUGGAACUAGUUGCAUCCGUUAUAUGUCUUCUGAUGUAUGCAGUGCGCGUGUUAAGGUUUAACAGGGAAAGCUUGAGACCAGAUGUCACCGAAGACGAGAGAUCUUGCACCUACUCCGCCACUGCCAGCGACACGCACACGGAGAUGGGCUUCAGAGAUGGCUCCAAUCUGGAAGAUGUGGUGGAGAAACAAGCUGACCUGAUCGAGUAUCUGAAGCAGCACAACACGCUGCUGAGCAAAAGAAUCCUCACGCUCCUAUCACAACAGACCAGAAACUGAAAGAAGAAAAGAUUCCAGUAUUUGACUUGGGGUUUCAGCGCACGUGUCUGUCUGUGUGUUCGCUUGCUGACUGACAGCAGUGGCCGCGGUCGACUAAUCACAAAGGUUUUAACGGCAAAAGAGCCUCCUCUCCUUAACAUUGUUUUCAUGCCUCCCCGGUAACCGGUCCUGUAAGAUAAAGGAUACCAUAUGGAAUUAAUAGGAAGGGGGGGAAACAACCUUUCAGUGAUCAAACCACCAGCUGUAAACACAAGUUGAUUGAGGAAGGAGAAGAAUUUGGUGAAUAGGAUUUAAUAUAAUGAGAGAUCUGUGGAGAAUUUUUGAUUCUGAAUUGCACUGAAGAAUAAGUUUAAUUCUUUCUUUAAUAACUUCAUUGAAGUCUGACUGGGAUUGAUACUCUUGUUUUUGUGGCUAAUAUUUCAUGCAAAGUGUUUUGUACAUAUUUUCUUUUUAUUUAAGUUCUGUUUUUUUUUUUCUCUCCAUAAUAAUAAAAUUUGUAUUGAAUG